AGGUGCUCUUUCCGUUUCCGGUUCCUAGGUUUAGUCACCGAAAAUGGCUGAUGGUAGCUGGAGCCUUUUCGAAGAAGAUGAAGUUUGUAGAAAAACGUCCGAUGGUUCGUUCAUGUAUGGCAUUGUAACUAAGAAUUCCCUUUAUAUGAGCAGUGAUGAGGAAGAGGAGGACGAGGAUCGCCUAGAGAAGGGGAAAGUCCGUGUAUCAUGGCAUCCGUCUGGCAAAGAAUCUGUCGUCUCGGAGAGCGAGUUAAUACUGACUGACCGAUCAUUAAUGCCAGGGGAUGUCAUCAGAAGGUUUGAGGAGGGUGCCAAAAGUCAGAGGGGCUUUGUCCAGGACCUGAUGGGGAAGUGUCACAUCCAUAUAAGGGGCACCAACAAAUUCCUGUAUAAUGUCAACAGCAAAGAUUUAUGCAGCAUGAAAGUUGAAGAGAUUGCAAAAAGGCCCCUGAGUAACUCAUUCUGUGAUGUUGUGAUGGACUCCUGGGUUGGUAAAGUAGAGAGAGUAAACGAGGAGCUGAUUCUCAAGUUUCCAGAUGGAGCUCUGUGUAAAGUACAAGACACGGAUCAGCUGGAUGAUUUUGAACCAGUCAAAGACCAUUACAAGUCCCUAUGUAGCAGUGAUACAUUCCUUUACAAAGGGCUGGUAAUGAAAGGGACUAUAGGAGAUCUCAGUGAUGCUGUCUGGUUAUCCACCACUCAUAAACACGGACCAAAGGCUAUAAAAAAAUCACCAAAUCAUACGGUCACUGUACGCAUUGAGGAGGCAAGGCUAAAGUCAGUGGAGGUGUACUGGAUGUGUAGAGGAUUUACCAAGUCAGAUAACCCCCUCCUGAGAAUGACACCUCCUCCCUCCCUAGUUCAGGAGCCAGACCUCCAAAGGUUACAGAUUUUAGAUUGGUUUUCACACUGCAGUCUGCAGAUUGGUGAUUUUGCUCAGUAUGUCAUUAAACCUAGUGAUGAUCUCUCUGACAUUCCACCCAAACUAAGCUUUAUACCAGAUAUUUUACUAAACAAUCCAGUAGCUCAAAAUGAAUUGGCAGAAAGUCAGGUACAUGGAACUAAAGAUUACACUCCUGAUGUAAAGACAGAGGCCAAGGCUUUGGUCAAUGGAGAGGUUCCUAAUGAAGCAGCAGGAGCGGAGGAUGAUGAAUACGAAGAUGUUGAAACGACAGAGUCGGAAACCGAGGAAGAACAAGUUCAGAAAAAACACUCGUCAACCCGCAAUAGGCAUAAAGGAAGAAAGGGACGUAAAUCUGGGGGAAAGAAAGGAGCCAAAAGAGCGAAGCAGACUGUGAAGUUUGAACCAGAAAUCCCCAAGUGUUUACCCGGGGAGAAGGUGGCUGUAGGGGUGUGUUAUACCUUCUCCUUGGCAACUGUCAUGUGGCAGGACGGCACUAUGGAAUCAGACAUUCCCUCCCCUGUUCUCUUCCCCAUACACUACCUUGAUGAGCUGGAAUUCUUCCCUGGAGAUUAUGUUGUAGAUGCCAAGGAAGUUGCAUUGAAGAACUGUGACUAUGGUGUAGUUGUGAGCUGUAAUCACAAAGAGAGGACAUGUUUUGUCAAAUGGAUCAAGACGGUGGAUAUAUACAAAGGAGAAAGGCCGGAGGAGAAUGUUGAGCCAGUAGAGGUUAGUGCAUAUGACCUCAAAGAUCACCCAGAUUUCAAAUUCAGACCCGCCCAAACAGUGAUCAGAGUCAUAGAUAUACAGGAGGAGGGCAAGGAAGCAGUGGGGCAGAUCCACAGUUUGGACCCUCAGGGUGCUAUUUAUGUCCGUUGGCCCUCAGGAGAGAUCACAAGAUGUUACCCUCAGGAACUUUAUAUUGUUGGGGAUGAGAUGAGCGAGUUUGACAGCUCGAGCUGGUCCACAGAGGAGGAGGAAGAGACAGAAGAGGAUGAUGACUCCAACAUGAGCUGGGAAACUGAGGAUGAGGAAGCUGUGAGCUCUGAUGAAAUAGCUGAUGGAGGCAUUUCUCUGAUGUUUAUAACAAAGGAAAAGAAAGAGGAGCUGGAUGCACUAAUGUCAAGAGCUCAGACAGCCCUGGAGAACUUACAGAAAAUAUUUUUUACAUACACUGGAAAGAUCACUAUUACCUAUAGAUAUCUAAGGGACAUAAUUGCUGUUUAUAAACGCUGUCAGGAUCUGGAAAAAAUCCUCAAAUCUCACUUCUUUGAGGAUGUGGAGCUUACAAAUUUGCUGGAGGAAAUUCGAUCCUUGAUGUAUGACGAGAAGAGAAAUGAACUGAAUGAUCGUUUGUUGAAAAUAUACGAAAAACGAAAAGGAGGAGGAAGCAUGGAGUCCCCCAGUAAGGAGGAUUCAUCUGUUUCACAAACUCUAGAAGAUUACCCCUCUCAUGUGUUCCUAGAGACCAGCAAACCCAGUAGUCCUGACACAGAGCUGACACAGCUGGCUAAUGCUAUAGUGCAGUCAGUGAUGAAAACUUUCACAGCCUCACAAGUGCAAAACCAAGAAGCCAGGGUGGAGGAAAAUGCAAAUUUACCAAAUGGAGAUAUAGACAAUCCUUGUCUUGGUGCAACUUCAGCAGAUUUUAUACCUAAAACAGUGAACACUAGCGAGGAAACAGCUUCAAAUACAACAUCUAAUGGUGAACCGGAAAAGUGGCAGGUGCACCAGGAAGGCUUGAAUGUAUCAAAUGAAACAAAAGAGUUGAAUGUGAGUCAGGAGUCAGGACUGGAAGUCAGUGACUGUGAUUCAGGUCUAGGGGAAUCCAAGGGGAGUGGGGCCUCCUUAGAUAGGGAUAACUGGGUGUCAAAACAGAAGAAGAAGGAGGAGGUCUGUAAGAGGUUCUGUCAGCUGAUGCUGGUCCAGAUGGUCAAGAUACGAGGAGAGAUCGGGGAAAGAUGGGAAAAAACCAAGGAGUGGAUGGGCAAGGAAUGUGAUAAAUGUGAACAGAACAGACGGACAGACAAACCAGAGAAUGAAGAAUCUCCAGGAGCCAGGCUGGUAGAAGAGCUUGAUUUGGCAUUUAAUCCAGAGUCAAAUUGUGUGGAGUGUGAUCAGGCGGAGACUCAGGAAGAGACAGCAGACAUAUCAGACCAUAGAGAGGAGGUGGAGACCUAUAAACAAGCCACUUCUGUCACACAGGGCUUUCAGAUGUGUGAGACAGCACCAUCUACACAUAAUUUUGCAAGUAAAGUGUACUCCCCACAGGAUCCCAAGUCUUUCCUAAGAGCUGUCAGAAAAGAGUACCAGCUACUCCAAAGUAACCUACCAAAUGGAAUUAUAGUGAAAGGAUUUGAAGACAGAAUGGACCUGUUUUCUGUGAUGAUAAUUGGGCCUCACGGUACCCCCUAUGAGGAUGGUCUGUUCUUUUUUGACGUCUUCCUCCCGGCUGACUAUCCGACGUCACCCCCUGUGUUCCACUACAUCUCGUACUGUACAGACAGACUGAAUCCCAAUCUGUACGAGGACGGGAAGGUCUGUGUCAGUCUGCUGGGCACCUGGGACGGAAAGGGAAGUGAAAUGUGGACAGCAAAAUCCAAUAUGCUGCAAGUCCUUGUGUCAAUACAAGGGUUAAUUUUGGUAGCAGAGCCUUAUUAUAAUGAGGCUGGAUUUGAGAAACAGCGUGGAUCUGUGAUUGGUGAUGAAAACAGCAAGAUGUAUAAUGAAAUGGCCAUCAUUAAACUAGUGCAAAGUUUGACACGAAUGAUAGAGAAUCCCCCACACAGUUUUAAGGAGGAGAUGAUUUCACAUCUCAAAGAAAAUGCUGAAAGAAUGAUCCAUCGAUAUGAGUAUUGGUUGGAGUCAUCCAUUGUUAACAAAGAUCAAGACAAUGGAGUACAUGUGAACUGUGACACUGCAGCUGACCCGUCCACUGGUGGUCAGUCCACAAACCAAGUGAUGGACACUGCACCUCCCUCAACACACCCGCAGCUGACCAAUAGUAAUAAAGAGGCGGGGCACUUCAGGCCGCCAGAAUUUUCUCUGUUUCCUCCCUCCAAGGGUUUCUGUAUACCCAUGAAAAAAUACUUGGAAACUUUCAAGCAGACAGUAAAAAAGAACAUCUUAUCUGAGGAUGCUGAGUCAACAGUUUCAUCAUAAUGGUCAAAACAUUCUCUAGUCCAAGUUUAACGGUUAUUUAUUUGUUAAAUAUUUCUGACAUGUAUUAUGCUGUGCAGGUUCAUGUAUACAUCUGAGGUGGUAGCAUUUUAUUUUUUUUUCUUUAAAUUUUGAUUAGCAGCUAUAAAGUGAUGAUAUUUGCAAUAUCCCAUUCUAAUUAUAUCAUGGUCCUCAGGCAAUUGAGGCAUUAAACCUCUAAAUUUAUAUAGUGAUGUGUUUCAUUAAAAUUAAAACCUAAGUGCUAAUUUUCUGCAUGAUUGUGUGCUAGUGCUGUAUGUUAUUGUUGAUGUUUACUAUGAACUGUAUUAUUUGCAAUUCUUUCUACGCUCUUGACAAGCUAGAAUCUUGUGUAAGAAUGUUGUUAUUAAAUCACAUAACAAUUUACCUUAUUUAAACUAUUGUCUUGUAUUUUGUUAUGGUGCCAAAUUUUUGUUUUGUGAUAAGAUUGUCAUCGAGCUAGAUGCUAUGUGGUUUCUACUAUUUGUUAUGAUGGCCUGCUGAGAUGUUUGACCUGUAUAUUGCUCGUGUUUCCCCCUCCCAGACUUUUUAGAAGUUUAUUCAGUACUCAUGAGAUUACACUUCUUGUUAAAUAAUUUACUUGUAUGUUGAUAUUUGUUAGGUAGUACAUAUAUCAGUUUAUAUACAGCUAAAGACCUGUAAAUUAAAAUAAGAUAUUAGUAUUCAUACAUAUACACUGUACUGUAUUUAUUACCAGUAGUCAUGACCAAAAAUUCCCAUUAGUUAGAACUAUCAAUGAAUUGCAUAAAAUAUUUUUUGUUUUACAUGUACAAGUCUUUCAUUUAUAUUGGUAUCCCCCCCUUCAAAGAAGGGAGGGCAUAUUGCUUUCCUGCUGUCUGUCGGUCCACUUAGUUUCUGUUCAUUUUCUUAACAACCAUAGCACAUACUGAAACGAAAUUUGGUUUACAGAUUUAUCAGAUGAGUACUGUAUCUAAGUCGAAUUCUGUUUUGGGUACAAUUGAGCCAUUUUUGACAGAGUUAGGCCCCUUGGACUUAAGAAAAAUUCUAAUUAUUUGCAGUUUCUGAUCAUUUUCUUUGAAGAGGUUGCACAUACUGAAAUGACAUUUGGUAUACAGUUUAUCAGAUGAAUAUCUAGGUCAAGUUUUGUUUUGCAUAUGAUCGAGCAAUUUGGGACAGAUUUAUGCCCCUUGGACUUAGAAAAAUUCCAGUUAUUUGGGGGAGGGGGGCAUAAGUGUUUUACAAGCAUCUCUUGUUAAAUAUAAUUUAAUGCAAGUACUCAAGGGAUUGUCAUUAAUUUAUAAACACAUACAUGUAGAAAUUAGUCAUUGUGAUUAUUCCAACCUCUGAAGUAAAUCUCUCAAUCUCUUUCAUCAUGUGUUUUAUUUCAGUAGAUUUAUCUAUAGGGAUGUACAGUAAAACAAACUCGUAAAGAAGUGCCAGAGACACAAUAUUUCUUUGUCAUAAACCUUAUUUCUUUUAUUUGACUUGUUCCUGAUACAUUUUAAUGCCACGAGUGAACCUCACUUUGCUGCAUGUCAAUUUUUAUAUAUUCUAAAUUAUACAAAAAAUAUUAAGCAUGUUUGCUUGAAGCAGGUUUAACUGUAUCCCUAUCAGCUUUGUCAUAUAUGGAUAAUUUGUAUAAAAUGGUCAUAUUACAAUGAAGCACUUUGAAGCUUGUGGAAUGCUAGUUUGUGUAACACUUAUUGAGGUAGCAUCCUUAUAAAUCCCAAACUUUAUGUUGUGCUCUGUAGUCAAGCAAUUGGUAACAUCGACUGAGGGAGAGAUACAUGUCCAUUUAUUUCCAAGGUUGUCCCUAAGACCUGGUGGCCAGGGAAUUUCAUCAACUAUAAUGAACAAAUCCCCAAAUUAUUCAGGAGUUCUUCCUCAACUCACUUUUAUGGGAGGAGAACUAGAGCCCCUUCUACUUUUUCAAUGCCCUCUAGUGUUAUUCCAGUUCCUAGGGACAACCCUGAUUUUGAAGUGCUAAUAUAACAAAGCUCUGACAACCUCUAUUUUUCCAGUCUUCUAUAAAAUUCAGUCUUCAUUCUGAAAUACAUGUGUAUUUUUCAAAUUUGAUCUUUCCUUGCUCCUGAUAUUUGGAACAAUUCUGGUCCAGUUAAAGCGAUUUCAUUUGAGAGGGUGGGGGUAUAAUUCUUUCAAAGGGAAACAAAUAAUAAAAAUAAACAUAUCACUCAGUAGGACCAAACUUGCUUUCUCAUAGCUUGAGGGUACUUUUGUGCAGCUUAUUCAGAAAUAAGGAUAAAUAUACAUCAUGUGCUGGUUACAUUUAAUGCAAUUUAUGACUACACUAGUCAUAAACUGAUGCCUGUAGUAUUUCAGCUCUUCUUGUCUUAGAUCAGAACUGCACUUCAAAAUUAUAUCUUUAAACAAUACAAAUUUGUAAACAGGGUAUAAAACCCAAUUCAAUUUAAUUGAAUUUAGUUGAGUGUUGAUUAAUAUACUUCCAUAUGGAACUUUUUUCCUCUGGAGAGAAAUACAAUAAAAUUUGUCUAAUCCAACCACCAAAAUUCCAAAGAAACUGGAUAAGACAGAAUUCUGGAUUAACCAUCUAAAACAAAAGAUAUUGCUAUAAAGGACCUUGAAGUAGAUAAGAUUUUGAAAUACAUAACAUCCAGAUUAUAUGCAUUUCAUUGAAAUUUAGCUUUAAGUGUAAAUUUUCCAAUCUUUAUAAUGCUUUAAUGAAGAGCAAGCAUUGUGUCAUAUAGGAAAGAGCAUGUGUUUUCUUUACCCGAGUUUUGGUGAAAGUCACAUAGCGCUUUUUUGUUUAAUGUCAAAUUCUGUUGGAUCUAUGGAUUGUUUAUAAAAUUUUGUUUAUUGCACCCUGAAAAUAAACAUUUUCUAGAGUAUA
Messenger RNA from Saccostrea cuccullata (small rock oyster), 6929 nucleotides. RefSeq names its product (E3-independent) E2 ubiquitin-conjugating enzyme UBE2O-like. Lineage: Eukaryota; Metazoa; Mollusca; Bivalvia; Ostreida; Ostreidae. The transcript has 20 exons. Gene Ontology annotation, molecular function: ubiquitin conjugating enzyme activity. The coding region runs from base 44 to 4063 and encodes 1339 amino acids. The record is from RefSeq and is a predicted model, not a curated record.